This is a messenger RNA of Chilo suppressalis (striped riceborer), 681 nucleotides long. Lineage: Eukaryota; Metazoa; Arthropoda; Insecta; Lepidoptera; Crambidae. The record is from the annotation of a GenBank genome assembly.
AAAAAAAUAGCAUAGAUUACAGAAAGAAAUUUCAUAACAAAACAAGGAAAAGGAGAGUCUGAAGGAAUUUAUAUUUUAUUUAAAUUAUUCUUUAAAUAGCUGAAUAUUGCUUUCCUCAUCCAAAUGAGUGACAAGGAAUCAAAAGCGGAAGAAAAAAAACCAAUAAUAAUAAAAAAUGCUACAGAUUUGCAAAGGUUGAAGCUAGAAAAAUUAAUGAAAAAUCCUGAAAAACCGGUGGUUCUACCAGAUCCUCCACGGCAGAAGUCAUUGGCACCACCUCCAGACUUUGUGCGUAAUGUUAUGGGAUCAAGUGCUGGUGCUGGGUCUGGAGAGUUUCAUGUGUACAGACAUCUAAGAAGAAAAGAAUAUGCACGUCAAAAAUUUAUACAAGAAAAAAGUGAAAAGGAAAAACUGGAUGACGAAUAUCAUACGAAAAUAGAAGAAAACAGACGAAUUGCUGAAGAGAAAACAGCAAAAAAGAGAGCUAAGAGACAAAAAAAAAGAAAAAAUGUUAGAAUAAAAAAGAAGUUGGAAAAUAUCAAAGACAAACAAGCCUUAUCUUCACACUCUGAGAACAGUAGCAAUGAGGAUGAGGAAGAUCAAGAAGUAAAUGAAUGUAAACCUGAGGAGAAGCAGGAAAUACAUAAGGGUAAUAAAGAAGAAAACUUAGUUAAGUAAUUC